CUCUCAUAAUACGCAUUCAUGUGAUACACUUCGCCCAUUUCGGAGGUAUUGCUGUUUAUAACAGUGCGAUUAAUUAUCAUAAAUUAAACAUUUUGUGAUUAUUUUGUGAAGAAACUUUCUGUGUUUGACAACUUGAUUUUAUAAAUUUCAUAAUAAAAUGGGUAUGAUUUCCCGUGUGCGUGGUCGUAUUAGAAGUGACUCUUUCUCGAAGAUUCAAACGAUUAAAUCGGAGGACAAAAUCGCCAACAUUGUAUGGCUGUUGUCAUUGGUGCUUCUUCUCCCCUACUGGGCUCCGAGGGGGCUGCUGGUGGCCCUGGGAGGAGCGUGGCUGAUGGCAGCAUACACGUGUUUGGUGGUACCAGUGCUAAUAUCUGCUAACUACAAAUAUCCAGCGAGAUGGUACCCCGCAGUUGCUAGACUUGCGCAAGAAGCAGCAAGGCGACUGAAACGGCCUGGUGCGUGUGUGUUGGGUGUGUUGAAGACUGUAUAUGCUCCACUUGAACGCACCGAGCUGAUGUUCCUGCAGAUGAACAAUCUCUCUACAAUGAUUAGUCAGUUGCUGAUUUUUACAGCGUGUGACCGUCUAUUAGUAUCACAGGGCAAACUGACGUGUUUGUAUUCGCUCAUGUUCUACAAUGUUGUCACCUACUCCGUGAGUUACGUCCGCGAGAUAUGCACCAAAGAAGACUGGUCUCCAUAUGUAAACGUCACACGCCACUCCCGUGUCAAGCACCUAGCUAUGUCAGCCACAAAAAUCGUACUCGAAUGGACCAAAGCAGUUACCUUCAUAGUAACUAUCACUUUUGUGCUCUUAACAUUCGGACUAGAGCAAGGACUGGAACAUUAUCGUCCAAAUACCCUAUACACAACCAUUACAGGCACAUAUUAUGUUCUGACGGAAAAAAUAUUUCUGGAACUGUGGCCGAUUGGUCUUUCAGCGAUGAAAAUAGAAAGAUUAGAAGGAAUGGAAUCUUUGUAUUUUGGAGCAUGGGCUCGGGGUCUGACCACAUUUAUAGCUGUACCGUUAGUGCCCGCUCUAGCAUGGUAUGAGCGAUGGAGACUAGCUUUGUUUGUAUUUUAUGUGUGCGUGUUUGUAAAUGGACGACAUCGUCUCGGUGAGGCACUGUUUAAAUUAAAUGAAGCUCGAGGUUCCCUCGCAAGGUUCCGUCGCGCGACGGCCGAAGAACUAGCCACCUUGGAGGAUGUUUGUGCAGUGUGUUUAGGCAGUAUGAGGUCAGCGAGAGUGACACCCUGUGCACACUUCUUCCAUGCUGACUGCCUUAGGAAAUGUUUGGCUGCGUCUGAUAGAUGUCCGAUAUGCGUUAGACCAUAUAUCUUUUGCUGAUCGUUGAGCAACGAUUCGAGUUCGGAUAAGACUGCUUUUAAAGAAUUUCGACGACUUGAGAUUUAGUAAUCAAGUUGUAACGAAACUUAUGUAAUAAAAUUCGGAAAAGUAUCAUUCGAGUUUGUGAUAGCUUGUGAUGUUUAAAUUUUUUAUUGCCAAAUCGACGCAGUUUCGGCUUAUUGUUAUAUUACACAUAAAAAAUGUCAAAUACACCUACAUGUAAGACUAUGUACUCACGAAGAUUUCUGUAUUUGCUAUUGCAUAAUCAAGUAUUAUUUUUUCCAUAGUAUAUGUUUUCUAUAGUAUAUAUUAGAGUUAAAAAGAUUGAAAGAAAGAAUUUCAUUUCACUAAUGAAGAUAGACCCAAAUACAUUAUUGUAAAAAUAAAGUAUAUUACUUUCAUUACGAAACAAUUUCUUGGGUAUGUACAGGAAUUAGCAAUCUCUUUAAUCUUUUGCAGAUACAAAAUUAAAUGUUAUCAAAAUAUACCUACACUGAGUACAAGUACGAGUACACGUAACAUUAUGGAAACUUAUUUGCUUUUAUACCUACUACAUACCUGUAUUUUGUACUUCUAAUUCGCAUCUAGCAAUCAGUUAAAGAGCGUUUACUAUAGCAUUAUUAGUAUUAAUAUUACUAUUUUGCAAAUGUUUACUAUAAUAAUAUAGAUGCUAAAAUAUAUUCGCGAAAUUAUUUAAAGUAAUAAAAACAUUAAAUACUUCGUUUUUGUGAAAGCUAUAGAAAUUAAACAAAUAGGUUAGAUACUCUAAAUCAAAUAAUAGCACGCUGUAUUUUGUCUAUGCAUAUCAUUUACUAAAAUAUUAUAUUUAUAGUAGAUAUAGUCACCUGUAUAAAUGCAUAAACUUAUUUAUAAAUUGUUCCAAUAACCAUUUAUUUAGACCUAAUAACUUACGUCACAGUCCUUAUCAAGGAACCCCUUCUUUUUAAGGAUUGUGACGUCAUAAAAUGUCUUACCGAACGUUAUAAUUUUUUUAAUAUUAGGACUUACCUAUAACACAUUAAGGAUACAUAAGUGAUUUUUAAUAGCUAAGUGAUAAAAAUAACUUUUCUCUGCAUGCAAUUGUAACAAAAUCAUUGUAAUCUUUGUCUACUUAGACAAAAUGUUUUAUUUACAAAAUACAUUGAGGUCGAGUCUAAGGAAACAUGUCUAAAAUUAAACCUAUCUGCAAAAAUUAAAUUUUAAUAUUUUAGCAAAAGCAUAAUAAGAUUAAUUAAUCCUUUGACAAAACUAUGAGGUUACGAACCAUUCAAAACUAGAAACAUAGUCUUAAUUGAAAUUAGAAUAUUUUUAUAAUAAAU
This is a messenger RNA of Galleria mellonella (greater wax moth), 2664 nucleotides long. RefSeq lists its product as uncharacterized. Gene Ontology annotation, biological process: protein ubiquitination; ubiquitin-dependent protein catabolic process. Gene Ontology annotation, cellular component: ubiquitin ligase complex; cytosol. The transcript is spliced from 4 exons. Bases 158 to 1345 code for a protein of 395 amino acids. Gene Ontology annotation, molecular function: ubiquitin protein ligase activity. The record is from RefSeq and is a predicted model, not a curated record. NCBI's taxonomy places the organism in Eukaryota, Metazoa, Arthropoda, Insecta, Lepidoptera, Pyralidae.